Manduca sexta (tobacco hornworm) is the source of this 5579-nucleotide messenger RNA. Its product is annotated as sodium-coupled monocarboxylate transporter 1. Bases 166 to 2112 code for a protein of 648 amino acids. Lineage: Eukaryota; Metazoa; Arthropoda; Insecta; Lepidoptera; Sphingidae. The record is from RefSeq and is a predicted model, not a curated record. Gene Ontology annotation, cellular component: membrane. Gene Ontology annotation, biological process: transmembrane transport; sodium ion transport. The transcript is spliced from 10 exons. Gene Ontology annotation, molecular function: symporter activity.
ACAAAGCAAAUAUAAGUGCAUAUAAGAGCAGAUGUGGUAGCCGACGGUAACAUUCAGUGUGCCGGUGACUGUGCCGCAGAGCGCACGUUCGCGUAAUAACCAUUUGUGGAGAGAAGCCAAAUCGAUAUUAUUUUUAGUGCUUUACGCGGAAGGUGUUUAUUCAAAAUGAACACAGGCUGGUUGGCUUGGGAGUGUGUGGUGUUUGCGGUGUUUGUGUGUGCAACGUCCUGCGCUCCUCUCUGGAGCAGGAGAAAAGAUGCUGCGGCAGGAGGUAGUGCUAAGCGCGCCUACAUCUUCGCCGGUGGUGGAGUAUCGACCCUAGCUAUGAUGCUCUCAGUGGCCAGGGGAACGCUUGGAGUCAGAUCGUUUUUAGGUUUUCCUUCUGAACUGGUCUAUCGAGGGUCGGCAAUGUGGGAGACACUUUAUGGGAUUAUAUUAGCCUUCCCUCUUGUGUGCUGGAUCUUCGUGCCAGUCUACUAUCGACUUUCAACCAACUCGGUGUAUGAGUAUCUUCAGAUGCGCUUCGGUUCAAAGAGCGUUCGACGCGUCGCAGCAGCAACUUUCUUGGUGCGUCAGGUUCUGAACCUUGCGGUGACGGUGUACACACCCACAGUAGCUUUGCAUGCCGUUCUGGGUCUGCCACAUUGGGCGUCUGCUGCGGCGCUUACUGCUGUUAGCAUAGUCUUCAACAUAUUGGGAGGGCUCGCUGCUGCUAUAAGAGCUGAUGUCAUCCAGACCUUAACUAUGGUGGUGGUGAGUGGAGCAUUUAUUGUACAAGCGACUGUUAAAGCUGGCGGGCCUGAAGCUGUACUCAACGAUAAUAUAGAAGGAGGAAGACUGAAGUUCUUUCAAUUUACAUGGGACCCGACAGUGCGAGUCGAUACGAUGUCAGCCCUUGUCGGUCAACUCUUCAUGUCAGUUUCCAUCUACGGCUGCCAGCAAACCUUUGUCCAGCGCUAUUGCUCUAUGUCUAGCGAGAGUCGUGUAAGGAAGACCUUACUUGCUAACGUCCCAGCUGUCUCGAUUCUCUUCAGCUUGUCCUGGGUCGUUGGGAUGGCGUUGUAUGCCGUCUAUAAGAACUGUGAUCCUCUGGCUACGGGAGAGAUAAGCGCUGCUGAUGAAGUUCUACCUUUUUAUGUCCAAGACCAGUUUGGAUUUCUGCCAGGGAUGUUGGGGCUGUUUUUGGGAAGCUUGUUUAAUGGAGCGUUGAGUUUUCUUGUAUCGAACGUGAACUCUCUGGCGACUGUGACGUGGGAAGACUUCGUAUCAGCUGCACCUGCCUUCCAAGGCAUCAGUGAUAAGCAGCAGUUGACUAUUAUCAAGAUUAUAGGAGUUAUUUACGCUCUGGUAAUCAUGAGCCUGUCGCUUUGCGUGGGCUUGGUUGGCGGCGUCGUCGAAGGAUCUUUACUGGUGACAUCAGCUACAUCAGGAGCCUUGCUUGGCGUGUUCGUACUGGCCGCGCUGUGCCCGCCAGCGACGGGAACUGGUGCGCUAGUUGGUAUGCUUGCGUCACAUGCACUGACGUCAUGGAUGGCUGCAGGAAGAUUGCUGCACGUGAGAUCUGAGAAGACACUGUUACCUACUUCUACUGAGGGCUGCCCUAAUAUAACAAUGACUACAUUGAGCAGUAGUGUGGUCGGUGUGAAUCACACUCUUGCGCAACUUGCCCCUAUUCUGGAAGCUUUGAAUGUCACUCAAUCGUCACCACCUGUCGAGUCUUACAUCACAAGCGGACUUCACCAAAUGUACGCAAUAUCAUACAUGUGGUACGCGGUGAUAGGAACAGUGACUUGCGUCGUAAUAGGAAACAUUAUUGGUCUCAUUUCGAGCAGCGAGAAAGAUCUUUACGACGAACGCCUCCUUCAUCCUGUAGUACAAAGUAUAUACAAAAGACUACCGGGUAAGAAACGCACCUUCAGUGUUGAAAAGCCAACUGUAGAAGUGAAAGAUGAAAAGGAUUCUUCUGAAAAGACCGAUGAGACAGUGGUAGUGCCCGCACCUGAAGAAAAGCCUUCAGAAGACAAACCAUCAGUAUUCGUAACGUGUAAUAGCAGAUUAUUCGAGGCUUAUGAAGUAAGAAGAUCGCCGUCACCAGCAAGGACCAGAUUGUGAUGAGGGUAGUAAAAAUAUAAGUGGUGAUGACUGAACAAGCUAAUAGAGGGCGUUACGUAUUUAGCUGUUGUUGCUCAGAAAUGCCGAUAGAUGGCGUUGUAUAGAUAUUUAAAAAGAUGGGCUCUUAUAUUAUUCAAGAAAAAGGUUUAAUAUUUAGAGAGUUAAAAUGGAUCCAAUAACAAUUCUAUUUGACUUGUAUGAUAACUUUUAUUAAGUGUCAUAGUAUGAGUUUAUAACUUGCGAAUGGAUGGAUGUUUGGUAAGUAAGUUACUGCAAACAUGUACCUAUUGUAGAUUUAUAGCUAUUAGGUGAUAAAUUGUUUACUUUAUGAUUAAUAGCAUUUUAUUUAGCUCAUAGACAGACAAUUAUGUCGAAUAUUUUCAUAUAAAGAGGGAUUACAAUACGGAAUUGUUAUAAAAUUCUAAUUAUAAUAAAAAAAAAGGUUUGUAUUAAUUCAUUAUGUAUCUAAACAUAUUUUAGAACUAAAAAAUCUAUUUUUAUAAAAUAUCAAAUAUUAUAUGUGUUAUAUUUAUAUUUGGGGAUCAAAUCCUUUAGAAUUAAACCCUCUACCUAUGAGAUGUAUCUCACAGAGAAGCUAUUGUAUUAGUAGUUAUGUAAUCAUGUUAUUUAAAUACAGGGUCACUUUUGACAUUAUUGAAUGAAACCACAUACUUAUCUUAAACAUAUAAGUAUGUGGUUUCAUAUAGAGUAGUGGUAAUGACGAGUACGUGGUUUCAUUUAUUAAUGUAAUAUCAAAAUAAACCUGUAUACGUUUAAUAAUUGUAAGUGUUAAAUCUUAGAUAAUAACGGGACUAAAGUUCCUCAACGGCUGCAAUAAUUGUUAUUUAGUAGUAUUGCUCUAGCGUAAGUUUAAAUAAUGUUUUAUAUGUUAGCUUUGAGUAUUUUUUAAUAUAAUUUGCAGACAGUGGAGGAUAUUUUAAACUAUCCCAGGGGCCUUAGCGACAAUCGCCUUUUCUUGCAAUCGCUAACGCUAAUGGAAAACAUAAAAUGUUUAAGAAUUACAUAUCCUAGCGAUAAGUAUGGCGCUCGGAUAGUGCCUUCUUAAUUCAUUAUUUUGUCCACCGCUUAUGCACGCAUUAUGGAGGAUAGUGGAUAUUAAUAUUGCUAACUCUUCCCUAUCUUUCUAUUUGAUUAAUUUCGUUGCGGGAUAAAGAGAUUAGUGUUCCCUGAGACUCGCCGUGCCUCGCUCGGUGUUAUAAAAUGCGUGCCACUGCUGAUUCCGGCUUUCAGGAGGUUUAGUGGCGGAUGUGAAAGCGGGAAUGUCUCUAAAUAUUCCCAUGCAUAUUUUAUUUUCUGUAGCGUUAAUGAUUGUUGAAAGGCGUCAUGACUACGGACCCAGAUGGAGUAAUACGAGCGUAGUAUAUUUUAGUAAAUAGCACUAGCUGCUAGUUUAUGGUAAUAUUGAACAUGUGGAAAUAUUAAAGCCAAAUAGCAAUUUGGAUUCAAUUAUCCGCCGAUUUCAAUAAAUGAUCUCAUUCGUUUUUUCUAUCGCGAAAAUGGACAUUACUUUGACAUAACAAAUGACUUGUGUUGGUUAAUUUAUCUUUGGAUAGGAUCAAAAAUAAAGAUUGGGAUCCUUUAUUAAAAGCGGCCGGUAAGUGUGCAUUUUCCCUAUGAAUUAAGUGAAACCUAUAGAAUAUUGAAGCGGCGAUAGCCUAGUUGGGUGUGGAACGGACUGCCGAGACGAAUGUCCGCAGGUUCAAAUCCCAAGGGCACACACCUCUGACUUUUCUAAAAAAAUCAUGUGUGUAUUCUUUGUGAAUCUAUCGUUCGCUUUAACGGUGAAGGAAAACAUCGCGAGGAAACCUGCACAUCUAAGAAGUUCUCUAAAGGAAUUUCGAAGGUGUGUGAAGUCUACCAACUCGCACUAGGCCAGUGUGGUGGACUAAGGCCUUAUCCCUCUCAGUAGUAGAGGAGGCCUGUGCUCAGCAGUGGGCAAGUAUAUAAUACAGGGCUGAUAUUAUUAUUAUUAUAUUAUUAUAGAAUAUAAUGUUUUAGGCUAAUGUGUAUAGUGUAUGUAGGUCAAGUGUAUUUAUAUUUAAGGUAUGUAUGUAUAUUAAAGGUUUAAUAGCACUAUUUUAUUUGCCAUAUUCCAAUUAUUAAAAUAUUAAGUUAUAUUCUGAAUAUAUUUGUAUAUCAAUUUUUGAAACAAAAUGUAAAUCCAUUUUAGCUUUCGGAUAUCCAUUUUAAUUUUUUUAAGAACGUUAUCCGGUUAUUUAAAGGUCAAGUAGUACAAAACUUGUACGAUAGUGUAAAAAUGAGUGAUAUACAUGGGACAGUCUGAAUGAAUGAUUCGAAUUUCAAUCUAAAUUCGGGUCAUUCAUUCAAUAACGUGUAAGUAAAUAAAAUGUAUUCUAAUUGGUCCAUUUUCAAGAUUAAUCCAAAAAAAGUUAUGUAUUAUAACUCAUCGGUUCAUUGGACUAAUGCUGCAAACACAAUCUCUCUACUAUAUGAUUAUUGUAUCAAUUAUUUGUGUUGAAUAUGUCAUUGUAACAAAAGUUGGAAAUAUAAAUAUUCUAGAUUUAUUAAAAUACAGCUCUCAAUUCAUUGUCAAUUAUGUUAUUGUAUUGCCAUCCUACAUUGAAAUCUAGUUAUAACUGUUACUAAUGACAACAUGAGACAGGAAAAUAAAUGUGAUCAACAGAAUAUAUAUAUUUAAGUCACAUACGUAAGAUAUACAAACUAUACAAGCAGGAAACGUCUACAGAAUAGAUAUCAACCCUAUAAGAUUCUGUAGAGCCUUAACAAUAAAUGUUUGAAGCAUAUUUUAUAUAAAUCAUUACAACUUGUAAAGUCAUCUUGCUUGACGUCAGCCCGUCGAGGAUAUGUUGAUAAUGAUGAUGUAUGUGAUAAUAAUUACGCUUGUAUAUAGUACUUAAUAUUGGAAGCGAUUAAAUUAAUCGCUUUUAUUCAUAAGUGUUUAGUUGUUAGCAAAUUGCCCGUUAAAAAUUACUUUUUACCCGAUUUUUUUUAACACGUAACAUUUAUUUACAAAUGACAUUGUUUGAAAAUUUUAAAAAAUAAUCGCUCCUACGUUGCUUUAUGAUUUUUUGUAGCAUCUGUUCAAUUAUUAAGUCAUUAUCAAAUCAAAUUAUGGAUUCUCAGUAUCUUUAAAUAUAUUGAAAUGAGUUCGUUAAUAAGGUUCUUUACCUUAUUGGUGGAUAAGGGGAAGUCCCUUUUUACUUGACUGUUUCAACCAUGAUUGCAAUACAAUGGUCGCACGGCUUUUGAAUUUUUAGAGUAUAUCGCGUUUGCUUAGAUGUGAAUUCCAAUUAUAAAAUGCAGAAAAUUAACUUGUACUGUACAAUUCAAUGAUAUGCGAAAUAGCGGGUUACAGGUCAUUUUAGCAGGCUUAAAAUAUCCAAACUAUUUAAAUGUAUGUAAAAAUGUAGAGAGGGAUUUUAUCCCAUUUUUAAAUGUUUAUGUAAAUAUACAAAAACAUUACU